AUGGCCUCCGUCUCCCCCGCGGCCGCCGCCGCCGCGGUCUCGGGCUCUCACCACGGCCGCCUCCUCCUCCCAUCGUCCCCGCGCCGCCUCCCCCGGCCCCGCCCGCGCCCUCGUCCGCGCCUCCGCCUCGCCGCCUGCCACGCCGACAUCCUCUUCCCCUCCUCAUCAUCGGAGGCCCGCGCACCGCCGGCCCCCGCGGUGGAGCCUUCCUCCGAAUCUGCCACCGACUGCUUCGUCGACUGGCUGCGCGCGCGCGGCCGUCCCCCGGGCAAAGUGGACAUCCGGGAGCGGCCAGUGCCCUGCUUGCGCGACGGCAAGGACCUGCCGCUGCGCUACGUCGCCGCCGGCGUCGACCUCCAGGCGGGGGAUGUGGCGUUCGAGGUGCCAAUGUCCCUAGUCGUCACGCUGGAGCGGGUGCUCGGGGACGAAUCAAUCGCUGAGUUGUUAACAAACAACAAGUUAUCUGAGCUGGCAUGCUUGGCAUUGUAUCUCAUGUAUGAGAAAAAGCAAGGAAAGGAUUCAUUUUGGUACCCCUACAUUAAGGAACUUGACCGACAUCGAGGAAGGGGGCAGCUAGCUGUUGAAUCACCACUUCUAUGGACUGAAAGUGAACUGGAUUACCUUACUGGAAGCCCCUUGAAGGAUGAAGUUGUUGCUAGAGAUGAGGCAAUAAGGAGAGAGUUUAAUGAGCUUGACACAUUGUGGUUUAUGGCAGGUUCACUAUUUCAGCAAUAUCCUUUUGACAUACCUACUGAGGCUUUUCCAUUUGAAAUAUUCAAGCAGGCUUUUGUUGCAGUACAGUCUUGUGUGGUUCAUUUGCAGAAAGUUAGUUUAGCUCGAAGGUUCGCGCUAGUUCCCUUGGGGCCGCCACUAUUGACUUACAAGAGCAACUGCAAAGCGAUGUUGACAGCUGAUGGUGAUUCUGUUCGAUUGGUGGUAGAUCGGCCAUAUAAAGCCGGAGAACCAAUAAUCAUCUGGUGUGGACCCCAAACAAAUUCCAGGCUUGUUCUGAAUUAUGGUUUUGUUGAUGAAGACAAUCCCUUUGAUCGCAUAGCAAUAGAGGCAUCUUUAAAUACAGAAGAUCCUCAAUACCAAGAAAAGAGAAUGGUUGCUCAGAGGAAUGGAAAGCUUGCUAUCCAAAAUUUUAAUGUCUAUGUAGGUAAAGAGAAACAAACUGUUGCAGAAAUGCUGUCUUAUUUGAGAUUAGGAUACAUAUCAGAUCCAGAUGAAAUGCAGUCUAUACUCUCUUCUGAAGGAGAUACAUGUCCACUUAGUCCAUGUACAGAGCGAGCUGUACUUGAUCAACUUGUUGGUUACCUGGAAUCUCGGUUGGCUGGUUAUCCAACAACUUUGGAUGAAGAUGAAGCUAUGUUGGCAGAUGGCAGUUUGGAACCAAAGAAGGAAGUUGCCACUAGGCUUGUAAGAUUGCAUGUUGUUUUCUUUUCCCAGAUGGUCAUACCAUUAAGAAUGUCAAAAUUUGAUCAAUGUGCAUCUCUAUAUGAAGACCAUAUAUGCUGCAAGGAAAUCGCAUCUCUGGCUGUUCAAGUUAAUAAGGAUAUCAUUGCUCUUCAGUGGGAUAUGUUGGUGUUGUAUUUGCAACCUCCAUUUGCUGAUAAUCAUGGGCUAGGAAUGCCAAUCAACAAUCAUGAUUCAUGUACAUAA
This is a messenger RNA of Miscanthus lutarioriparius, 1662 nucleotides long. The record is from the annotation of a GenBank genome assembly. Lineage: Eukaryota; Viridiplantae; Streptophyta; Magnoliopsida; Poales; Poaceae.